Molecule: messenger RNA, 4048 nt
Organism: Rhopilema esculentum
Lineage: Eukaryota; Metazoa; Cnidaria; Scyphozoa; Rhizostomeae; Rhizostomatidae
Product: mediator of RNA polymerase II transcription subunit 7
Biological process (GO): regulation of transcription by RNA polymerase II
Cellular component (GO): core mediator complex; mediator complex
Molecular function (GO): transcription coregulator activity
Source: RefSeq, a predicted model, not a curated record
CAAAUUAGCCUCAUUCUGAAACAUAUCCAAAAUGGCGGCGGAUGGUGGACGAACUGAAGGGAAUGCUGCUGAAGGAUCCUUGCAAUCAUCAUUUCCUUUACCGCCUGUUAAGUAUUUCAGUAAAUAUACCGAUGAAAAUGUCAAUGCCGGAACAGCACCAGCCCCACCAAAAGUGAUCACUGGUUCGUAUUCUACAUUUGGAGACACUUACGACGCAAAUGAAGAUAUUAUAAGGCCUCUUGAAGCUCAAGGCAUCCCAAGACUGUACCCAUCAGAGGAAAAUAUAGACAUUUUAGCAGAGAUGAAGAAGAUAAAUCAUUCAAUUCUUGUGAGCUUUCUAGAAUUGCUUGAUACUCUGAUAGAUGCGCCAUCACAGGAGGAGAGGGAACUCAAACUAGAUGACAUGAAUAUGUUGUUUAUCAACCUUCAUCAUUUGAUAAAUGAAUUUAGACCACAUCAGGCUAGAGAAACUUUAAGAGUAAUGCUACACAGACAGAAGACGCAGAAACUCGAAACAGCUGAAAAGCUUGGAAGGCAUGUUGAAAAGGCGAAAGUGAGUUUCCGGAGCUGCCAGUCAGCAGUCCUCAGUAAACUGCCUGCCCACUCAAUGCAGCAACAACAGCAAAAACAGCAACAACUACAUUAUAGCAUUUCUAAUCAUCAAGAAGAAAAGGUAGAUUAUAAUGUUGAAAGAGAAUCUGCAGACAAUGACACUCAGAAAAGGAAUCUAAAACUUAUGUGUGAUAUUGUCGACCAGAUCACGUAAUUCUGACAUUGUAGUCUCUUUUUGUGUUAUUUAAUUAGCAGUGGUUGUCGUAACUAUGAUCGCAAAGCUCUACCUUUCAUCGAAAAAGUCUAAGACUACCCUUACUACAAGUUUUAGAAUGAUACAGUAAGUAAUCUAGAUAAUGGCUACAAUCUAACUAGGUAGUUUGUAUCAAUUUCCUAGAUAACGAGAUAGUUAACGAGUUGCGUGUAUACCAUUAUCUAGAUAACUAGUUAGUUAACGAGGUUUUUGCUAGUUAACGAGGUUUUUGCUAGUUAACGAGGUUUCUGCUAGUUAACGAAGGUUUUUGCUAGAAUGUAAGAGCAUUUUCAAACGGAACUUAAAAGUCAAUUCAUGUUUUCAAGACUACUUGUAUGGAAGAUAUGAUUUUUAAAGAAAGUUUUUAUAAUCAUAAAAACAGCUCGGAAUAUUGUUAGAGGGCUCUAUAUAAGGAUAUAUCAAGCCUAAUAGCAAUGGAGCUCAAUUAUAAUUAAAAAAAGUGCAUCUUAUUAAUUUCCACCAAGGCCUUUUGGCUAAAAAGAAUGCAAGUGUUUUUCCAAAGUCAUUUCAGAUUAAAACUGAUAUACAAUGCUUGUAAUAGCUCUAAAAUACAUUCCGAUCAAUUUUAGAUUUAUAUUGUGGCAUAUUUGAAGGAAAUGUUUUCAAAAAAUCCUUAAAGGUUCUGACCAAAAUGCAAGCCUAUAGCUUCGCCAAUAUUUUAAUUUUUACCUAAAAUUUGUAGACAUCAAAAAAGGAUAUCGAAAAGUUUUUAUUGCUUUCUUACAAAAUCAAAAUUUUCUAAAACAUUCCUUAAUUUUUGGACCAAAAUACAAGGCUAUAGCCUUACCAAACCUUCAAUUUUUCCAUAUAAUUUUUGGAAAAAUAAUUGAUGUUAAAAGGCUUAGAUAGCUGUAAUGCACACUCCAAUUGAACCAGGAGGUUUUUAUUGCCUUUUUAUGAAAAUAUUUUUCUAAAAUAUGCCUUAAUUUUUGGACCAAAAUGCAAGGCUAUAGCCUUACCAAACCUUCACUUUUUCCGUAUAAUUUUUGGAAAGAAAAUUGAUGUCAAAUGGCUUAAAUAGCUGUAAUGCACACUCCAAUUGAAUCUGAAGGUUUUUAUUGCCUUUUUACAAAAAACAUUUUCCUAAAAUAUGCCUUAAUUUUUUGACAAAAAUGCAAGGCUAUAGCCUUACAGAAACUUCACUUUUUCCGUAUAAUUUUUGGAAAGAAAAAUGAUUCAAAAUGGCUUAGAUAGCUGUAAUGCACACUCCAAUUGAACCUGAAGGUUUUUAUUGCCUUUUUACGAAAAAAAGUUUCUAAAAUAUGCCUUUAUUUUUUGACAAAAAUGCAAGGCUAUAGCCUUACCAAAGCUCCAAUUUUUCCAUAUAAUUUUUGGAAAGAAAAUUGAUGUAAAGUGGCUUAAAUAGCUGUAAUGCACACUCCAAUUGAAUCUGUAGGUUUUUAUUGCCUUUUAACAAAAAAAAUUUUUCUAUAAUAUGCCUUAAUUUUUUAACAAAAAUGCAAGGCUAAAGCCUUACAAAAACUUCACUUUUUCUCUAGAUCUUUUGGACACCAAUAUUGUUGUAAAAUGGCUUAGAUAGCUGUAAUGCACACUCCAAUUGAAUCUGUAGGUUUUUUUUUUGCCUUUUAACGAAAAAAUUUUUUCUAUAAUAUGCCUUAAUUUUUUAACAAAAAUGCAAGGCUAAAGCCUUACAAAAACUUCACUUUUUCUCUAGAUCUUUUGGACACCAAUAUUGUUGUAAAAUGGCUUAGAUAGCUGUAAUGCACACUCCAAUUGAAUCUGUAGGUUUUUUUUUUGCCUUUUAACGAAAAAAUUUUUUCUAUAAUAUGCCUUAAUUUUUUAACAAAAAUGCAAGGCUAAAGCCUUACAAAAACUUCACUUUUUCUCUAGAUCUUUUGGACACCAAUAUUGUUGUAAAAUGGCUUAGAUAGCUGUAAUGCACACUCCAAUAAAAUCUGAAGGUUUUUAUUGCCUUUUUACGAAAAAAAAAUUUUUCUUAAAUAUUCCUUAAUUUUUUUACUAAAAUGCAAGGCUAUAGCCUUACAAAAACUUCACUUUCUCCGUAUAAUUUUUGGAAAGAAAAUUGAUUUAAAAUGGCUUAGAUAGCUGUAAUGCACACUCCAAUUGAAUCUGAAAGUUUUUAUUGCCUUUUUACAGAAAAACAUUUUUCUAAAAUAUGCCUUAAUUUUUUGGCAAAAAUGCAAGCCUAUAGCCUUACAAAAACUUCAAUUUUUUCGUAUAAUUUUUGAAAAGAAAAUUGAUGUAAAAUGGCUUAGAUAGCUGUAAUGCACACUCCAAUUGAAUCUGAAGGUUUUUAUUGCCUUUUAACGAAAAUUUUUUUUCUAUAAUAUGCCUUAAUUUUUUAACAAAAAUGCAAGGCUAAAGCCUUACAAAAACUUCACUUUUUCUCUAGAUCUUUUGGACACCAAUAUUGUUGUAAAAUGGCUUAGAUAGCUGUAAUGCACACUCCAAUAAAAUCUAAAGGUUUUUAUUGCCUUUUUACGAAAAAAAAAUUUUCUAAAAUAUUCCUUAAUUUUUUUACUAAAAUGCAAGGCUAUAGCCUUACAAAAACUUCACUUUUUCCGUAUAAUUUUUGGAAAGAAAAUUGAUUCAAAAUGGCUUAGAUAGCUGUAAUGCACACUCCAAUUGAAUCUGAAGGUUUUUAUUGCCUUUUUACAAAAAACAUUCUUCUAAAAUAUGCCUUAAUUUUUUGACAAAAAUGCAAGGCUAUAGCCUUACAAAAACUUCACUUUUUCCGUAUAAUUUUUUGAAAGAAAAUUGAUGUUAUACAGCUUAGAUAGCUGUAAUGCACACUCCAAUUGAACCUGGAGGUUUUUAUUGCCUUUUUAUGAAAAUAUUUUUCUAAAAUAUGCCUUAAUUUUUGGACCAAAAUGCAAGGCUAUAGCCUUACCAAACCUUCACUUUUUCCGUAUAAUUUUUGGAAAGAAAAUUGAUUCAAAAUGGCUUAGAUAGCUGUAAUGCACACUCCAAUUGAAUCUGAAGGUUUUUAUUGCCUUUUUACAAAAAACAUUCUUCUAAAAUAUGCCUUAAUUUUUUGACAAAAAUGCAAGGCUAUAGCCUUACAAAAACUUCACUUUUUCCGUAUAAUUUUUGGAGAGAAAAUUGAUAAAAUGGCGUAAAUAGUGUAGUGCACAUUCCAAUGAUAUUUUUUAUUGCCUUAUUACGGAUAAAUUUUUUUAAAAAAUAUCUUAAUUUUUUGGACAAAAAUGCAAGGCUAUAGCCUUACCAAACCUUCACUUU